Molecule: messenger RNA, 426 nt
Organism: Zea mays
Lineage: Eukaryota; Viridiplantae; Streptophyta; Magnoliopsida; Poales; Poaceae
Product: protein MANNAN SYNTHESIS-RELATED 2
Exons: 4
Coding region: 34-306 (90 amino acids)
Source: RefSeq, a predicted model, not a curated record
GGCUUGAAGGCAACAGGUGCACGAUCGAACACAAUGAAGCUUGAUAACAAUGCUGAAAUGAACAGUGUCGAUACGGCUGGAGUGGAGGACCUGAUGGACACUAUCGAGGAAGUUAAACCUUGCUGGACCAAACCAAGUCCAAAAAAUCAGCCAUCUAAUGGUUUUGUUACAUUCUCCUUGACUAUGGGCCCUGAAUAUCACAUCUCACGGAUCACAGAUGCUGUGGUUGUUGCGAGGUAUCUAGGUGCAACAUUUGUACUCCUAGACAUCAGAGGAAAUGAAUUAGGAAAUAAGCGAAAAUUCUAAGACAUGUACAAUGUGGAUAAAUUCGUGAGGAGCCUAGAUGGUGUUGUCGAAGUAAUAGAUGACAUACCUGAUGAAGUGAGUGCUAAAAAGCCAGCAGUUAUCAGGGUACCAAACCGUGUG